Molecule: messenger RNA, 1269 nt
Organism: Trichoplusia ni (cabbage looper)
Lineage: Eukaryota; Metazoa; Arthropoda; Insecta; Lepidoptera; Noctuidae
Exons: 1
Coding region: 1-1269 (422 amino acids)
Source: RefSeq, a predicted model, not a curated record
AUGGAUAAUGCAUCUAUGAGACUUAAAUGUGCCAGUUGUAAUAUUGUGAUCAGUGAGGUGUUGGCUUUUAUUCAAAAUAAGCAAGAUGUAAUGGACGAGCAAAGCCUUGUGCAAAUAUGUAGCAGUGCUUUUAGUGCGGCAGACAUUAAAUUGGCAAAGUCGUUACUCUUUGAAUCACUGAGUAAGCGGCCGACGGAGCGAAAGCGGCAUGGAAAAACCUUACGAGACCUGGAGGACAUCAUCUGUAUUUUUAAAGAGACGGAUCCUGAAAAGAUUCCGAUAUUUGUGGCCAGAACGCUAGAAAAAUUACCGCCUGUAACUUUCGAUCAUAUCGAUGUUACGGUGUUACUCAAAAAGAUAGUUUUGCUCGAGAAAAAUGUUCAAAAUUUUAAACAGCUGUAUGCUACUAAAACUGAGUUAAAUGACAGAAUUAAUGAAUGUAAUAAAACUUCGUCUUUUAUUAAUCAAGAAUUAAAUGUAAACACAAGGAGAGGUGGAGGCAGCUUUAAAUUAUUUGACAGUGGGCCGAUGGCACUACCGACAGUAUGCGGUGACGAAGCAGUGGUCGAACGCAAUAUCACCGCACGCUACCCAUCUCUUUCCCCCGUGCAGCAGCCGCCUCCUGCGUCAUCGCCGACCUCAGUUAGCGAGCAUCAGGCGCGUGUGAAUGAGACGACAAAUAAAUGCAUCUCAACAACUGAUAAGGAGGAUUGCGAACGACUGCAUUCUUACACUGCGCCGCAGUUGCCCGCGACGAUCAACGAAACAGCUGAUCGAGGCAAACAAAUUGACGGUGUAACUGAGAAGCGUCCUUUGUUUUCUGAGGUUAUGCAGAAGGAUGAUAAAUUGAAUAUGUUGGAGGACAAUGAUGAAUGGACCUUGGUGCAGAAACGGAGAAAUAGAAAUCUGUUCCUUAGUCAAAGAGGAAGUGCGGUAAUUGAUUCCGCAAAUCAAAAUUUACAGUUUAGAGCGGCGGAUAUAAAAGUGCCGCUAUUUAUAUCAAAUGUACACAAGGCGGUAUCAGAGCAGGCUAUUGUAAAUUACGUGUAUGAGAAGACUCAAGAGCGAGUUACAUUAGUAAAAAUUAAAAUGAAAAAGGAAAAACCCUAUAAUGCUUACAAGCUUUUUGUAACAAAGCAUAAAAUUGAUACAUUUUUAGAUGAGAAAUUGUGGCCAUCUGGAGUAUCAUUUAGGCGUUUUGUGCACUUUCAUAUGAGGCGUAAAAACAAGGAUGAAAACAUAGAUAUCAACAAUGGACAGUCUCAGUAA